Messenger RNA from Sinocyclocheilus grahami, 9516 nucleotides. RefSeq names its product serine/threonine-protein kinase WNK2-like. The record is from RefSeq and is a predicted model, not a curated record. Gene Ontology annotation, molecular function: protein serine/threonine kinase activity; ATP binding. NCBI's taxonomy places the organism in Eukaryota, Metazoa, Chordata, Actinopteri, Cypriniformes, Cyprinidae. The transcript has 20 exons. Bases 837 to 9080 code for a protein of 2747 amino acids. Gene Ontology annotation, biological process: protein phosphorylation.
AGCACGCGGUGCGAGUGAGCGAGCGCGCGCGCGCGUCUCUGUGUUUAACCGAAAAAAGAGAAAAAAGAGAAACGAUUGAACGACCACGAACGCCGCAGCGACGGACGCCGCUCUGUAAAUGAUGUAAAAUAAACCUAUGUGAAUGCGUAGCCGUUACAUUCACCGGCGGAAAGGUGUGCUGAUAAUCUUGCGGAAAGGAAGAGCAAUAUGUUUUAUGUCUUUGUUAACAGAUGAUGUGUCCAGGCGGAUUUGCGGGGUUUAACGACGCCGCUCAACAAGAGAAGCAAACGCUCUUCCAAGAAAAGGAGUAACGUUAAACACCGGCAACCUUACACGACAAAUUACGCUCAUAUCCAACGCGAUGCUGACGAACUGUUGAGUCUGUGACAUAAAUUGGAGAAAGCGAGACCUUUCGACAAGCUGCUUCAGUUUUAAUAACGACAGAGGAUGCAGCACACCGGAUACACCUGAAAAUCCCCCCUCACUGAAGGCCAUUCACCUGGGAAUCAGUCACAUCUGAGCCAGCCACAAGAACCUCUAUGCAGGAAAUGGAGAUAAGGAAAGUACGCAGCAAAAACUGAAUUAACCUGCAGAUAUACUAAAAAAAACAAGCACCCUCUGAUACUCCUGUGAACUCGAGCGAGCGUGAAAGAUUAGAGCCGUAGAAAAGAGAGAGUAAUUAUUGUCGCUGACAGCUGGCAACACUGGAAGGAACGGCUGAAGAACUUCAUAAGAGGGUGAUAGGGUGAUCACAGAGUGAGAGAGACGGGGACUGACAGAGAGCCAGAGUGCAGGAGGGGGCGGCGGCGGUGGAGGAGUGGGAAAGGUCAAUCGCCAUGGCGACGGACCCGGGAGAGCCCACUGCCACUGAUGAGUCCUCUGGAGAGAAACCUGAUGGAGAGAGGGAGGAGGAGAGUGACCAGGGGAAUAGGGCCCCCAGGGAGAGAGAGAGAAUGCACAGCACUCCGUCUGACUUCCCCUCCUCCCAGACCCAGGAAAGGAGAGCUUGGGGCGCAGGAGGAGGAGGUGGCGGAGUGGAGGACGGUAAAGAAACAGAGGUGCCAGCCAGACCUCUGACCUUCUUCAUGCACUCCUCUCCGGCAGCCCACGAACCGUGUCGGAAACAGGAGAACAAGCGUUUUUUCCGGAAGAGUGUGGAGAUAUGCGAAGAGGAUGAUGAGGUGGAAGAAACCCCCGGUGCCCUUCACAGCACCCCUCACCUCGAGUUUUGUGCCUCCGACUCUGUUUUCACCAGCGGAGCCCAGCAGUUACCCGCCAGUGCCUCGGCUGCCUUGGGUGAGGAUGGCACUCAUGGCACGCAGGAUCCUGAUAAGACCGGCCUUACGGCGCCUGCUCUGAAGGGGAAGGAGAGAGAUAAAGAACAGGAAGAAGAGGCUGAGAUGAAGGCCGUUGCCACUUCACCCAGUGGCCGCUUUUUAAAAUUUGACAUUGAGCUUGGCAGAGGAGCGUUCAAAACCGUUUACAAAGGCCUGGACACGGAAACCUGGGUGGAAGUUGCCUGGUGUGAACUGCAGGAUCGAAAGCUGACCAAAGCGGAGCAGCAGCGGUUUAAAGAGGAGGCUGAAAUGCUGAAGGGUCUACAGCAUCCCAACAUUGUGCGUUUUUAUGACUCCUGGGAGUCUGUUCUUAGAGGCAAGAAGUGCAUUGUCCUAGUGACUGAGCUCAUGACCUCAGGAACGCUCAAAACGUACCUUAAGCGCUUUAAAGUGAUGAAGCCCAAGGUUCUUCGAAGCUGGUGCAGGCAAAUCCUAAAGGGUCUACAGUUCCUACACACCCGUACGCCACCCAUUGUGCACCGUGACCUCAAGUGUGACAAUAUCUUCAUCACAGGCCCGACCGGAUCAGUAAAGAUUGGUGACCUGGGCCUUGCCACCCUCAUGCGAACAUCGUUUGCCAAGAGUGUCAUAGGUACUCCAGAGUUCAUGGCCCCAGAGAUGUAUGAGGAGCACUAUGACGAGUCAGUGGAUGUCUAUGCCUUUGGCAUGUGCAUGCUAGAAAUGGCUACCUCGGAGUACCCAUAUUCAGAAUGCCAAAAUGCAGCACAGAUCUACCGCAAAGUCACUAGUGGUAUCAAGCCUGCCAGUUUUGACAAAGUAAAUGACCCUGAGGUAAAAGAAAUCAUUGAGGGCUGUAUUCGCCAAAACCAACUUGAGCGGCUCUCAGUGAAGGACCUUCUAAAUCAUGCCUUCUUUGCGGAGGACACUGGUGUGCGUGUGGAGCUCGCUGAGGAAGAUACAGGCUGCAAAGACUGCCUGGCCCUGCGCAUCUGGGUUGAAGAGCCAAAGAAACUCAAAGGCAAGCACAAGGACAACGAGGCCAUCGAGUUCAGCUACGACUUGGAGAAUGAUAGUGCUGAAGAAGUUGCGCUAGAGAUGGUGAAGUCCGGCUUUUUCCAUGAAAGUGAUGCUAAGGUGGUGGGGAAGUCCAUCAGAGACAGGGUGUCUCUGAUAAAGAAGUCACGGGAACGGCGGCAACAGCAGCUUCUCCAACAGCAGCAGCAGCAACAACAACGUCUGGAUGAGCGCCGUGACUCCUCGGUCCUAACCUCCUCCUUUUCUUAUGUCCAGCCUUCCGGCACCACCUCCUCACAGGGCACAGGAGCUGCUGCAGCUGCUGGGGGUCAGGGAGAGGCAGAGGAGCUGCCGGAAGUGGACCAACAUGUCCAACAGCAAGGCACUGCAUUGGGCCUCACAGAGGGUGAGAGUCUUCCUGCUGUCAGUGGACAAAGCCAAGCUUUUUCUGUACCUGAGACAGCGAACCAAUGUGCUCAUGCUCAAACCAGCUACCCCACUGGCACAUCUGGAGUGAAAGGAGCAGGGGUUAUGUCUCACCCCAAGCUGCUCCCUAUUGGUCAGAGCGGAGGGGUUCCAAAUGUGCCUGUUGGCCAGAAUGGUGGGAUAUCUGUCAUUUCCACUGGCCAAAGUGGUGGUGGGGCUCCUAACAUUCCUGUGGCACAGACUUUCAUUCAACCAGUUACUAUGGCAUCACAGGUCCCAUUAAGUGUGCCUCAACAAUAUUCUCAGCCCCUUCCACAAUACUCAACAGAUGUUACAUCCUCGCAAAUGUUACACUCCCGACCCACUGACGCCUCCACUCCCCACAGUUCUCUUGUACAGUCACAGUCAUACAUCACCCCUAUAUCACCCCAGGCACACAUGACUGUCCUCACUUCCUCCAUCCCGGCUGGAGAACCUAUAGCAUCAGCAGGCAAAAUCAUGCCACCUAUGCAGACCCAAACUACUAUUGCUUCUGUACAACCCACUGAUGUUUUGCCCCAGCAAACUAUUGUUCAGAUGCAACAGCAGGUGAUGUCAGAAUUGCCCGGAACAUUGCAACUGAACAUCCAGCAACCCACACCACAAAAGCAGGCAAAUAUAAUACAGCAGCACCAGACGGUGUUGUUGCCACAGCAAACGGACCAUGUUCAACAAAUGGUGGUUUUGUUACCACAGCAUGUAGAAAAACCCCAGGUGGUUCUGCAGGAGGAGCCGCCACAUUCCAGUGCUUCUCAGCAGCCAUAUAUCCCAUUGCUACAGCAGAAACAGCAAACAAUGACCAACCCUCAGCAAAGUGAUCUACAACAGCAAGUGUACAUACAGCAACCUGCAAGCAAACCCCAACAGCAAGUUGUGAUACAGCAGCAUCAGGCGUCAGUACAACAACCCCCAGUGGAACAAUAUCAUACUCAGCAACAGCAGGCACAGCAAGUUUAUUUGCAACAAUUGUCUGAAUCACAAGAGCAGAACAUGGUAAAGACAUUGGUACAACAGCCGCCGGUACUUCAAACAAUCCAGCAGCCAUUGCAAUUGACGGAGCAACAACAACAGCAACUUCUGAUUAGGCAACAAAUGGAGCAGCAACAGAAAGCUGUUUUGCAAAGUCAAAUGGAGAAACAACAUCAACAGCAAGUUUAUAUUCAGCCACCACAACAGCAGCAAGUUGAACAGCAACAAAUUCUUCUGCAGCAACAACAAAACUUGGCGGUACAGCAACAGAUUGAGCAGCAGCAACAAGCGUUACAACAACAAAAGCAAAUAGAACAGCAGCAAAAGGCUAUUUUACAGCAACAGGUGGAACAGCAAAGACAACAGCAACAGGCUUUGUUUCAGCAACAGCAAUUGGAGCAACAACAAGCAUUAUUGCAGCAGCAGCAGCGUGAACAACAACAGGCUCUUCUGCAGCAACAACAAUUGGAACAGCAAGCUUUGCUACAACAACAGCAGCAACUCCAGUUAAAGCAGCAACAAGCUCUUUUACAUCAGCAACAGUUAGAGCAACAGCAGCAGGCUUUGUUUAAACAGCAGCAGCAACAACAACAGUUGGAGCAACAGCAAGCUCUUUUACAACAGCAGCAGCAACAAGCGCUCAUUCAGCAGCAGCAACAGUUAGAGCAAAAAGUACUGCAGCUGCAACAGCAGCAACAAAUCGAACAGCAACAAACUUUAUUAAGCCAGCAGCAGCAGUCUCAGCAGAUAGAGCAACAUGUUCUUCAGCAACAGCUGCAAGUACAGAAGCCAACAGAUCAACAAUUGCAACAGCAGAUAUUUCAACAACAGACAGAACAGCAACAACAGACAUUGCUACAACAAAGAGAGUCACAGAUGCAGCAACACCUCCUGAUGCAACAACACCAGAUUGAAUUACAGCGACAACUAUCCGAAAAACAACUGCAACAAGUUUUAUUACAGCAACAACAUUUGGAGCAACGUGCUCCUCUGGCAGAUCACAGCGGACAACAGCAAGCAACAAUGGUAAAAGCACAGCCUCCGGAGACGAUUAGUCAAAUCCAGCACUCUCAACAAAUGAUUCCCCCACAACCUCAGCCUCAUCAUACUCAACAACAAACUGAGCAGCAGCAUGUCUUGAUUCAGCAGCAACAAGCUGUCCUUCCCCAGGCAUCACACAGACCAUCUCUGGUAGAGUUACAAGUUCCAAGCCUGGUUCAAGCACUACCAAAAAUGGUUAGUGCUCAAAUACCUAGUCAAAUACCGGCCCCGGUACUCAUCCAGCAACAGGUACCACCACAGAUGUCAGCUCAAACUUCAGCGCAAGUUCAGAUCCAAAGUCAAGGGGAGCCUGCGAUUUAUUGUCAGAUUCCCUUACAGACUCAAAGUCAUCCUGCACCGCAGUCAAUGGGAGGCAAUAUUCAAGCAGGCCAGCUGCAAGUUCCACAACCAACCCAACAAAUCACAUCACCAACACAAGUUCCUACACCACAACCCAUUCAUUCCUUUAUAUCGAAUUCAACACAAAUGGUCUCACAAGGACAAACACUUCCAUCCCAAUCUCAGUUGGUACCACCUCAAGCUGCAGCUUCUCUCCAGUGUCAAGUUGCAGUAGGGUCAACUACUCCUGCGCCUCUUGUGCAUGCUGCAGUCCCAGCUGCUUCUACACUUCUACCCACACAAUAUGCUCAAGCACCUGUCGCUUCGCAAACCAUCCAGUCUGUUCAGCUAGACCUCACACAAUCUGUGAAACAACAACAACAGCCACCUCUGCAACAAUAUCAGCAAGCAGUACUGUCUCAUAUGUCACUCACACCUACCAUCAACCCAAUGGCCACUUCAUCCACACAUUGCUUUUUACAACAGACAAACCAAUCUCAAAUGCAGGCCCAGGCUCCGCCAGUUAUCCAAGCUCAGCAGCAACCAGUUAGUGUGGCCUCGAUGCAGACAGUCUUGCAGCCCAUGCCUCUGGUACAACCUCAGGCUGCCCAACUGUAUGAGCAGCAACUGCCUCAAGACCACCAUGUGCAGCAACAGCAACCCCUGCACCAUCAGCAUCAGGCCCAACCCGUGCAGCAGCUUCUGCCACCGAAUGCUGUCCUACCACAAGAUCUCCACCAACAACCUAGUCAGCCUCAACCAGUACUCCAACAUAUGAUCCCGAUUCACAUUGAACCCAGUCAGGUACCUCAGACCCAAGCUAGAACUGUACCUUUGUACAGUCAUGUGGUCUCAGGUCCACCAGCCUCCCCACAGAACCAGCAGAAACCAACCCUUCCCGCUCAAGCACGCACACAGACUAGCAUGCAGUCACAAGCACACUCAAACGCACAGGCACAUACCCACAUAGAAGCUACUGGGAGUUUCGAGCAGCCUCCUUACUCCCAAACUGCCUUUAUUCCAUCACAGAUCCCCCCAAGUCCAUCUCAUACUUCCCUACAGCUGUCUGCCACACUCCCAGCCCUACAACCAUCUGUCCCAGUUUCAGAAAUUCCCGUUACAGUAGAAGCACAGCAAAACCAGGCAACGUCUGCUGAUAUGAUCCCUGCUUCCCCUCCUACUGUCAGUGCUUCACAGUCCCAUGAAUCUGUGUUGCCCCCCACCUCGCUGGCAGAAAGUGACGCUGCAUUGCUGGGCAUUGCUCAGGAGAGCCUAAAUCAGUCUGCCAAUAGGGGCUCUUCAUCAGGCUCUGCUCCUGCCAAAGGAGAUGAGGCCCAAUCACAGUGGGCCAGUGGAAAACAAGAUAAGGUAAAAUCUCAGAGGAGAUCAUCCUGUCAAAAAGCUGAAAAAACUCAUUUUCAACUCAGCAUGUUGCAGGUCUCAGGCACAGGGGACAACAUGGUAGAGUGUCAGUUGGAGACUCACAGCAACAAGAUGGUCACAUUCAAGUUUGACAUUGAAGGAGAUGCACCAGAGGACAUUGCAGAUUAUAUGGUGGAGGAGGACUUUGUCCUUGAGCCUGAAAAAGAUAAAUUUGUUGAGGAGUUGAGAGCUACAGUGAAGAAAGCUCAAGGAAUACUAAGCACUCACUCACAGACUGGAUCCUUGGAGCAACUCCAUGUGAGCACCCCAUCCAGUGCAACAAUGGAUUCAGCCCCUCAGUCUUCCCCAGUGGGUCGCUGGCGAUUCUUCAUUAACCAAACCAUUCGCCAUCGUGACUCGCACUCCAACCAGGGAGCUUCCACUCCCCCUCCAGUGGGAGAGACCCGAGUUCCCAAGUCCACAGAAACAGAGAAAGAUCAUGAUAGCCCUCAGCGCUCAGAGUCUUUUGCUGGGAUAGCAUCUUCCCCAAGUUCUUCACUGUCUGCAUCCUCUCCUCCAGUCUCUACUGUAUCAGCACCUGCAUCCAUGUCAGCCUCAGCCAUUACUGCCCAAAAAGAUGUAACACCGGCUGCCUUGCCAACAGCAGAGCAAGUCUCCUCUGCUACCCUGCCUGCAGGCCCAAUCCCUGUCAUGGCUUCCAGCACCUCUGCUGCUCCUUUCCCUGCAGUCGCAGCCCUCAUUGGCUCCAGCAUUGACCAAGGAAAAGCUGCAGUUAAAGGUGAGGCUGAACAGCCCCUCUCUACCUUAUCUACUUAUGGGACCCCUCCAGAAUCGCUGGUGACUCACGCUGAUACUUCACAGCAACUUCUAGCACAAACCCCAAUGGCACCUUUGCAGACAACAGAUGUACUUCAACAAACCCAGACACUACAGUCAGCAAUGGCCACCACUGAACAAGCUCAGAAACAGCAGAUUAUGCCUCAGCCAGUGCGCCAGGUCGCUCCUCACCCACCUACACACCAGUCUAGUGAGUCAAAAACACUAUCACAGCCAAUGCCAAUGGAGACCAUACCUUUUCAGAGAGCUCUUCAGCAGGUUCCUCACCAACAAGUACCAGUUGAAUCUCAACAGCCAGCAAUGCAACAGACUGCUCUCUUGCCGCAACAUAGCCUUCAAACAGCCACUGCUGAGCAAAUCCAACAGCACAAGGUAGAUCAGUAUGUGUCUCAAGAAACCACAGCGAUACUGACCAUGCAUCCACAGCAUGGCCUCCAGACCCAGGAUUCCCAACAGCUUCGAUCUGCAUUUCAACCUGUGAUCCCGCAGCAGCUUCCCAGUGAGCAAACCCAGAUGUUACUUCAGCAGGUAUCGCAAGAUAUGGUGCCUAUGACACAAACCGCAGUGCCUCCGGCUGUGCAGAAGCAGGUGUCUAUCCAGCAGUCGGAGUCUGAGCUGUCCACGGGGGAAGACACCGUCAGCUACUCCGCCCCACCCCAUCCCUUUUCGGACACCUCUCUCCCACCCCUGCCGCUCUCUGAAACUGCUCUUCCUGCCCUCUCCCACACUUUCACACCCUCUCCAGCUCAGCCCUCCUCGGUAGCUGAGUCAGACAGCGAAGGCCCACCCAAAAUCGAAUUUGUGGACAACCGGAUCAAGACAUUGGACGAGAAGCUGAGGACUCUUCUGUAUCAGGAAUACAGUGGUAGUGGGGCAGCACUGGGAAGUGGCUCCACCAGUGGCUCUGCUCCUGCCCCCAGCUCCACCUCGGGAUCUGCUGCGGCCUCCACCGCAGUUGACGAGAUUUCAGAGCCCCCCAACACUUUCUCCGUUCCUCCUGCAACUUCCUCAGACACCUCCCCUCACUCCACCUCUUCCACCACCUCCUCCACCACCCCUCGCUCUUCCUCUACUUCUCCGGAUGGAGAGCGGGAGAGAGCAGGUGAAGAGGAGACGAUCCCGUCUGCUGUGCAACACCAGCCGGCUUCAUCCUUCUCCUCUACAUCCCCUCCAUGCUCUCUCGUUUCCCCUCCACAGGAGUCUGGAUCCCCGAAAGUGCCCAAUGAAUCAACUGCUCCCCCUUUCCUCACUGAAAGCUCCACCCCUGGAGAUGUUCUCUUGCCUUCCUCUUCUCAGCCGCCUGUCCCCCUGUGGCCUGGACAACAGCAGCCUCAGCACAAUGAAGGAGGUGGAUAUUUUGGCCUAAACCUGACAUGUCCUAGUAUCAGAAAUCCUGUUAGCAAGAAAUCCUGGACUCGCAAAUUCAAAAGCUGGGCGUGCAAACUGCGCCACUCCACCAGCUUGUUCAAGAAGCCCAGAGUCCAGCAAGGGGUAAGAACAGAGGAGUGUAGAAAGGGGAGAGAACCUAAGAGGGAUGACCCUUGUGCGUCGCACCUGGAUCUGAAUCUCCUGUCCCACCGUAUGCAGUGCAGUAUUGCGGUGCCUGCGCCCCUCACCUUCCUGCACCCUGCCUCACUCACCCAGAGCACCUGCAAUCGCAAAAUAGCACACUUGUUUACAAGCAACAUGGGCCAGAGUCUGAAGUUUGCACCUGUUUAUUUGUUAUUUGUUUAGUAAUUGAAGAGGCGUGAAACUAUUGUUCAUCGUGCCCAUUUCUGUCUAUUCAAAAAUAACAGCUGCAAACUUUUAUUUUAAUGUAAAAAAAAUUGAUCGGGCCACAUGACAUUUUAGAAUUUAUAUUUGAAUGCACCAUUAAUACUGAAGCUUUAGCAAGCAAGUCAUUACAAUGUAUAUCGAACAGCUAUUUUUCAGAUGUUAGCCAUGCAUUUUUCAUAUGAACAAUUUUUAUUUUCUCCCAGAGCUUUAGAUUAUAUCCUGUUCUUUCCUACCUGGGUAGAUUUUUGGAAGGUUUUAUUUUCUAUAUUUUCUUUGCAUGUCCAUGGGUAUGUUUGGAAUGGAGUACUAGCAUACUGCUGUCCUUGCCGUUUUUGUUUAAAAAGUAGUAUGUGAAACAGUACACAGUAUACUCUGAUACGUUUGAAAACUUUUC